UCAGACCGCCAGUACCGCUGGGAAAUCGAGUAACUACCAGUUUGUGUAGCUAGGCGGUGAAGACGCUCAAGCUCCGCGGAGAAUUUUGGAAACUUUCAGAGUUCUUUCUCCCCCAAACCUGGUCCCAAAUCUAAAGCCUUAAUCGUGGAGCUAUGUCUGGAAAGCAAGAACCAGAAUCGCCUAAAGUAGAGGCCAGUGGAAGAGGCCACCUGGAGUUAAAAGAUGAUAACACUCACAAGCAAGGGGAUGAUGGAUCUCUAUUGGCGUACGCAUACAGGAAGAAGACGAAAUCAACUACAGUGACAGCGAUAGCGAUGAUAAUGUGACGGUCAUUAUUGGCAGCAUAAAAAGAAACCCCUCCUUGUUUAUGGAGAAGCUCCCAAAUCUAAACUCGCAAACAGGUGAAGACUUUGAAACAUCUUCAUCAGGAAAUCUGCACCAAAUGUAGACUAAAUGAAAGAUGCUUGGACUGGUAGAUGAUGUGCAGUUCAGAAGUUCUGUUAAGUCUUGAGUGUUACGUGGAUUGAAAAAUCUGACUCAGCAUUGAUGACCAUCAGAGAGCAAUGUAAAGCCAUCUACAUGUCCUGUGAAACAAAUUGAGGAACUUCCAUGCAUUCGAAAAUAAAAUGUUCUCUUCUGAAAA
Chinchilla lanigera (long-tailed chinchilla) is the source of this 643-nucleotide messenger RNA. Its product is annotated as testis-specific protein TSX-like. NCBI's taxonomy places the organism in Eukaryota, Metazoa, Chordata, Mammalia, Rodentia, Chinchillidae. The record is from RefSeq and is a predicted model, not a curated record.